Molecule: messenger RNA, 1793 nt
Organism: Polychytrium aggregatum
Lineage: Eukaryota; Fungi; Chytridiomycota; Chytridiomycetes; Polychytriales
Exons: 4
Coding region: 444-1598 (384 amino acids)
Biological process (GO): biosynthetic process
Cellular component (GO): cytoplasm
Molecular function (GO): isomerase activity
Source: RefSeq, a predicted model, not a curated record
CAGCAUCGGCAGCAUCGGCAGCAUCGACAGCAUCGGCAGCGUCGGCGAUCAUCCAUGCCGAUAGCCCCGCGCGGCUUGGGCCACCCAAACAGCCCUGUGCACCAGAAUGCGGCACGGCACAAAUCGCCAGGGCCCUGGAUCCAGUGGCCAGUCCCAGCCCCAGCACCGCCCAUCAUCCAUCGACCCCUGUAUGUCGCCGUCCGACGCACUGGCAACCCACCUGUGCCGCCCCGGGUGCCCGGCCUUGCUGUGGUCCGAUCACCAGAAGCAGCCACAGCGAUCAUGGCGAUUGUGCACACAGACGGCCACAUGACGCCGCUCAUCCAGCAUCAGGGCAGGCACAAUCCACCGGGCACAACCCACCGGGCACAUGCCCAGCCAGAAGCAGCGCCCACGGCCGGGCAUGCGCCGGGAAUGGAGCAUGCGACGGCGCUGUGUCGCUGAUGGCCGAUUGCCAACGGAGCGACGCCGGCAUUGGUGUGGGUGGAGCAGCGACAGGACAGGCAGCGGCAGGCCCGGUGUGCCCAGAAGCCAAAGAAGUAAAGACCGAGCCUGUUGCACACACCGCUCUGCAGAGCCCUUCGUCUCGAUCGCUCUUCUGGUCCUCACGCCGACCCAGCUCCCCCAACCGACCCACCACCCAACGACUGCCGCCACAGCCAAUGUCACUGGAAUAUACCAUCGUCGACACAUUUCUGCCCUCGCCCGGCACUGCCUUUGCGGGAAACCCAACGGCCGUCGUCCGGAUCGUCUCGAGCGCGGUCUUCCCGCCUGACUCUGUUCUGCAGGCAAUUGCCAUCGAGUUCAACACGGCGGCAACGACCUUUGUGAUGGAGCAUCCCGAUUCCACCACCGGCCUGCCCGUAUACUCGAUCCGGUGGUUCACGCCCCAGUACGAGAUCAUCCGAUUUUGCGGUCACGGCACCAUGGCUGCCUCUCACUGCGUUUUCAGCCAGACCGCCAUUGGCGACGAUGUCGACCGCAUCCAGUUCGUUGCUGGCAACCAGGAGCGCUACUUUACCCAUCGACGAGGACGGCAGUUUGAGUUUGAGUUCCCGGCCUACGUCGUCGAGGAACUCUCCCCCGAUGAGACCCAAACGCUCCGAUCCGUUGUCCUGCGUUCCUGUCCCGCGUUGUCGGCAGCCGACCUGCUCCACAUCUCGGUCAGCAACGGCCGACGGGAUAUCCUUGUGGAGAUCGCCAAUGACGUCGACCUCGGCGGCCUGCACGUCAACUGCUCGGUCCUGGAGUCUGUCGAGCAAACCCGGAUGACCUUAACCAAUACUUGGAAGAACGGAUCCGUGCCAGAGGCCGACAUCUGCUCGAGGGUGUUCUACAAAACCGGAGAAAAUCCCGUCUGCGGCGUUGCGCAUUCGUCGCUGGCCGUGUACUGGUCGCCCAGGCUCGGCAAGACCAGUCUGGUGGCCUUCUCUGCCUCGGCACGUCGGGGCCGGCUCGAAGUCAGUCUCGACACCGCGCGGCAUAUGGUGGCUCUGCGGGGCCUCGCAGGCUCCGUCAUGACCGGCACCAUCCUCUUGAAUUGGACGUGUACCGACCAGUAUGCCCGAAGCCAGCACAAGGUUGUACUCGAAAAGUGAUGUGGUGAGGGAGAACAGCUCCGUCUGCGACAUGGGGGCAUUGUGUCGGUCAGCUGCAUCGCACGAGCACGGAUGUCUCGGGGAUAUCGACCACAGGUUUCUCAUCAGCGACGGAGACACGAGGAGACGCUGAUAUUGGGAGUUACAUGGGCGUCCGCAAAGGUGUCCAGAUACAAUACAGGAAUAUAAGAUGCA